Microplitis demolitor is the source of this 814-nucleotide messenger RNA. RefSeq lists its product as uncharacterized. Lineage: Eukaryota; Metazoa; Arthropoda; Insecta; Hymenoptera; Braconidae. The record is from RefSeq and is a predicted model, not a curated record. Gene Ontology annotation, biological process: negative regulation of translation; oogenesis. Gene Ontology annotation, cellular component: perinuclear region of cytoplasm. The transcript has 3 exons. Gene Ontology annotation, molecular function: zinc ion binding; mRNA binding. The coding region runs from base 269 to 781 and encodes 170 amino acids.
CCACAGCCGGCUUCCACUGAACCUCACUCUCGACCUCAGCAUCAGUUUUCUUUUGUCACCCAGCCUUCAAACAUCUCCGCUAAAUUUCUCAUUUUAUCCAAUUAAAAAAAAUUCAAAUAAAAGAAAAUAAAAUCCAAAUUGAAUUUUUAAAAAAUUGUGACAGUGUCAAUAAUAAAUCGUGUUGUAAAUUAUUUUUUUUUAUGAUUUCAAAUUUUGUAAAUUAAAUUUUAAAUAUAAAAUAAAUAAAACAACAGCAACAAAAUAAAAAAUGUUGCAAGUACAUUUAUCACAACAAUUACCAAUACCGCGAAUACAAAACGCACUUUAUCCAUAUAAUCCAAGUUUAUAUGAUGAGCUGAUGCGUUUAUUUGCUACCAAUCUUUCUGUUGAACCGAUACGUCAAUCUUCUGAAGACAUUAUGGCAGACUUCAGAUCAAAUGGCAGAGAUUUCGAAUACUGUCCUGAAUUAGAAAACGGAGAAUUGCCGCCAGUUUUGAACCGGCGUAAAAAAAACCGUAAGCCUUUGCCGAUUGAAUGCGCAUUUUGUAAAAACAAUGGGGAAGAAAUUCAAUUUUACAAGCAGCAUAUACUCAAGGAUUUGAAUGGACGUACUGUCUGUCCAAUACUGAGACGUUACACAUGUCCAAUUUGUGGUGCAAAUGGUGACGCUGCCCAUACCAUAAAAUACUGCCCAGCGAAUAAAAGUCCAGAGCCAAUUCCUCUGUCCAAUGCAAUGAAACGUCAGGUCAGAAAUUCGGCUGGUAAAACUCGAUCUAAGUAAUCAUACAAUUUGAAAUUUUUAUAUAUAUAUAUA